AUGAAGUUGCUCGAUGUCAUCAGUUUUUCGUUUUCGGUGGUCUUCGGCUACCAGUGCCUUCCCAAUGGUUUUCCCGAAGAGGAUCGCCUUUAUGUCUUGAACAGCAGCAGCCAGAUGAGUCCGAUCCAGGUUGCAUCACUUCAAUGGAGGUCGGCAAUGAGCAUCAGCUUGGUAGCAGAGAUUUUGAUCUCAGAGAUGCUCGGAUACCACGCUCUUGUGUCAGAGGUUCUAUAUGCGUCUGAUGAAGCAAUACUACGCUUGGUGGGGUGCUGGAGCCCGGAUUGCUCCAUACAGGGUCCAAUGGCCGAUGUUCUGCUGAGCUUUUGGCUGUAUCACGACAUGCCGCUGUUCCAAAGGCUUCAGAAAGAGAAUCCUAGACCUCCCGAAGAUUUAGGCUCUAUGGGCUACGUGGCGAGCGAUGGCAUGUAUAUCAAGGGAUCUGUGCUGAACCGCGCCGCCAGUGAUGGUUUGUCGCUGGAAUUCUUCAAGAGUUACAAUCUCUCCUUCCAUCAGCCUUAUCGAUAUUUUGACACUGUGUGGGCUUUGCCCGAGGCAGAAAUCUUAAAGUGUGACGAAACCUUUAACGGAGCCGAACUCGACACCGUGAAGUCUGACUUGAUGAAGAACUAUCUGGACAAGACUGGAGAUGCAGAAGGGGUCAUAGAAAAGAACGGCCGGUACCUUGCAAAUUGCUCGCUGCCAGCCUUUUGGAUUGCACCUGCGUGCCGGCACAACUAUACCCUGUGCAUCCCUCUCUUGCAGCUCGGGCCGGGGAUGAUGCCAGUUUACAUGCAGUGGUCCGUGGCUUAUGGUCUUCCUCUUGCUCUGACACAUGCCCGGGACUUCACCCCAAUGACCCAGCUGAUCCGAAGCCUGAGCGUGCUCUACUAUUGGUGGGAGCCGGACGAGACCUUGGUGGACCUGCAGCAGGCAAAGGUCAUACUGCCGCCGCACAGCCCAAAGGCCUGGUCCCAGGGAGAUUUCAGGACGGCCUCCACGGACGUCUAUGUUGCCAAGCUUGGGAGCCAGAACUUACGCACCGCGGCGCCCAGGGUGAGGAUGUUCUUGCAAAACUUGGCUCUUGAGGCAUCUGAGGCAUUGGAGUUGACACAAAGCAUCGGCUUCGAGAGUGAUGUUGAUGAUAGGCUUGCUUCUCUGCGUCAGGGAGCUUGUGAAUGGAUCCGAUCUCACAGUCACAUUUGGGAGCAGUGGAUGCCAGUUGCCACAGAUUGUACUCCAGGAUUUGGCUUGGUUGACGCUCAGGGCUUGCCGGUGACAUCCUUGGAUGAAGCAGUCGAAUGUAGGGCCUGUCCUGCAGGACGAUUCUCUGAGCGGUUCACCCAUGAUUCUGGGCUAACCUUCCGUUGCCAGCUCUGUGACCCCGGCUAUCGUCAAAGCCGCUUUGGACAGAGUAGUUGUAUUGCAUGUGAUCCCGGCACAUAUGCAGAGGUAGCUGGGCAAGCAACUUGUUCCCCCUGUGCGCGAGGGAGGUUUGCGAACUCCAAUGCAGCGACGGCAUGUCUGCCUUGUGGACCUGAGGAAGUCUGGACGACAAGUAAGGCUGUAGAUUAUGGGGGGCAUGAGAGAUGGAUCGAAGUAGAAGGAGCAACAUCUGCAAGCUCUUGUCGUUGCGUCCAAGGACGGUAUUUGUCGCCGAUGGGCCAAUGUGAAAUUUGCAUUGAGGGCUCUUCCUGCCCAGGCUCUGGAGUCUUGACACUUCUGCCUGGCUUCUACUCCACUCAGGGUAACCCUGGCGCGGUAAUGCGUUGCUUCGGCAGCGCGCUCCGGUGCCCUGGUGGCUUUCCAGAGACAUGUGCCAAUGGAGGGGAUUUUUUCGCGCUUGCUGUUUUGGCCGGGCUCAUCUUGCUGGGAACGGCGACUCUGCACCUCAUGCUGGCGGCGAGUACAUCAAGUGCAUCAAGUGCAUCCCAUCGUGGUGCACUCUUGGGUGCUGCAUUGUGUGUGAAUCAAUUGAUCACAUGUUCUCAAAUCUUCGGUGUGCUCGAGCAAAUACAGGGCAUCGUUUGGGCGGAGCCUUUUCUGAGCUUCCUCCAGUUCUUCCGAGUUCUGUCGCUUGAAGCACUACUUAGCUCGGCGAAGACACUCUCCUGUGUCACACGCAUCGGCCCAGAAAUGGCAUUUGUGAUUCGGACCUUGAUCGUGCCUGCAUGCUUCACACUUGGGCCGUUUUUGGUGCAAUUGGUCAUGAGAGCCAUAUGGCGUCCCGCACAGACCAUCGACCUCGUCAAGACUCUUGGCUUCCUCUUCUUGCUCUUCUUCAUCUCUUUGUGCUCCUCAUUUGUCGAGCCUUUCCGGUGCAAUCUACAUCCGAACGGAUCGCUGACGAUGCAAACUGCCCAUGACGUCUUCUGUAGUCUUACGGGUACUCACUUGACCCUGUGUUGGAUGAGCGCGAUUGUUUGCCUCCUUCCAAUUGGGUUCCUGACUACGUGCACAUGGGUCUUACUGGUGGUUCUCCCAAAACGUCUGAAGGCCGCAGAUGCAACUUUUGUCCGGGCCUGCUCAUUCCUGAUCUUGAGGUUCAAGCCAGGAUCGGAGGUCUUCACAUUGGUUUUCCUGCUGAGAAAUGUGCUCUUGGUGCUGACACCCAUGAUGCAGCCGGCGAUCAGCUUGUUUGUGAUGGGGAACCUCUUGGCCUGGACCGCUGCAUCGGUUGCAUACUUCAAGCCUUGGCGCACAGACCUUUCGAAUCAGAUGGAUGUAUUUGUCAGCUCGAUCUUGCUCAGUGUUCUACUUAUGGGUGCACUCACUGUGAGUGAUGCAGAAGCAAAGGGCCUCAUGAUUCUGUGUACAGUGUGUGGAUUGGUCAUUGUUACUGCACUUACCACAGGAACAUUGUGCUUGAUAGUUCAGCACAUUGCCUCCAAGUGUCGCAAGAAGUUUGCUUACUUCCUCUCUCAUCACAGAUCAGCUUCUGCUGCCUAUGCGCGGCUGCUCAGAAUGGAGCUGAGAAGCCGCGGGAAGCAGUUCAAUGCCUUUAUUGAUUCUGACAACCUUACAGAUCUCUCACGGCUUUUCUCCUAUGUCAUUAAUGACACACAGACCUUCGUCAUUUUGGCAACACCCGAGAUUCUGAAAAGGAAAUGGUGUAUGGGAGAGGCUGUGGGGGCAAAGCUUGCUGAAGUCGACACGAUGUUGAUAACAUUCCCAGGCUUUGAACUGCCAGAUGAGGUCUUUAUUAGAAAUUAUGCCAGAAUCGUUCCUGACAUCAAAGAGCUUGCUGCAUAUGGUAUUGGGCUCUCAGAUGUUCGAGAUACCUUGUGCUGGCUAUCUACAGUGAGGAGCUGUGGAGUAGCUUCUCCUUUCUCCAUGGAAAACUUUUCGGAUGUCGUUCACAACCUUACUGGACUAUCUGCACGUGCGCCCAAACAUCAGCCAAGUGCGACGGAUUAUGCGAUAUUGGCAGAUCCUGAGAACAUGGAAGCCAUGGCCACUGCGCAAGUCCUGGGUCGAUUCUUGAUCGCCAUCGUCCCGGAACGAGGUUUGUCAACGCAUGUGCUUUGCAGCAAAGAGAAUGCCCUCUACGACACUCGGGACGAUCAGAGCGACGACGAGUUUUUCGACCGGACAGCUGUGCAGAAGGCUUCGACACCGAAGGUGGAGGAGGCAGAGCCAGCAGACGGCAGCUGCGGAAGGUUAGCGCCGAUUUAG
Symbiodinium sp. CCMP2592 is the source of this 3672-nucleotide messenger RNA. The record is from the annotation of a GenBank genome assembly. Lineage: Eukaryota; Dinophyceae; Suessiales; Symbiodiniaceae.